Messenger RNA from Neltuma alba, 1195 nucleotides. RefSeq lists its product as uncharacterized. The transcript has 2 exons. The coding region runs from base 128 to 979 and encodes 283 amino acids. Lineage: Eukaryota; Viridiplantae; Streptophyta; Magnoliopsida; Fabales; Fabaceae. The record is from RefSeq and is a predicted model, not a curated record.
CCCAGAUUCCACGCGAAACACACCCCCCCGUCGUUGCCUCCAUCAUUAUCUUUCUCAUCGUUUUCUGUUUUUUCUUUUUAAUUCCUUUCUCCUUCUGUUCUUCACGAUCAACCGCUUUUCUUCUCCCAUGGAGUCCUUUAAGACCAAGACCGGCCGGUAUAAGAUCAACCACAACGCAAGUUUCAAGGCCAAAUUCUGUCUCUGUUUCAAGCCGGUCUCCUCCGUCGACGAUGAUCUCGAGCCCGCUACGUUCUCCACCAUUUUCUCGUCGGCGCUCAUGGCGGACUGCAGGGAAGGAACCCACGGUUGGCGCCGUUCCUCCAAGAAGAAAGUCGACGAUAACGAUACUUGUUUCUGGCAGAUUCUCAAGAAGGCAUUCAACGACACCGCUUUGAUGAAGAAGAUUAAAACAAGGAAAGCAGCCAGCAAGAGUAAAAUUUCCAGAAGCAGCAACAUGAAAUUUGAAAAGAAUCCAAAACAAGAAUGCAAAAAUAGCCGAUCAUCGUUAGAAUCAAGCAACUCCUCUCUAUUCACACGAUCUUCGUUAUCAUCUUCAGCAAACUCAAGCUCCUCGUCACAGACUUUGGGAUCUUCUUCCUCUUCUUCUCCGACUUCUUCCACGACUACAAUUAGCGUCACCACAGUUAAGCGACGAGAAGAUCCCAAACUCAGAGAUAAGAAAAAAGGAACGACAAAUCCUGAUGAUGAUAACAGGACUAAAGCUCUGUGUUACAUUUUGGUUACUAGUCUGUUAGUUUUGAUUCUGUGGGGUAAGGUUUUUGCUAUCAUAUGUAUAUCCUUUUGGCUGUAUCUCUUGCCUCGCCGGAGCGAGCUAAGUGAGCCGCCGGGACCGGUGAAGAAAGAGGAGGAGGAUUUUGAUACGGUGGAAUAUAAGAAGAAGGUUAUCAUGGAAGGAUUGCUUGACAGGAAUCGGAGCCGUUUGAUCAGCAUGGAUUCUGUUGCCAGGCCUUGUGCUUGAAGCAUUUAGUUUUAAAUGUCUGUUGUAGAUAUUUUUUUUUUUUUUAGGAGCAAUAUUUGUUUUGGAGAUAUAGCACGUCUUUUAGUGCAUGUGGGAUUUGUACAUUUUCCGGGAAAUACUGGACCUAAGUGUGAAAAUCUGUAGUUGAGUUACUGAACAGUGACAAUUGUACAUGCUAUAUAUAUUAGUCAUGUGAGAUUUUUGUUUUCUUGUUAA